AUGGAGUGUUCGUAUGUAGUCCAGAUCCGUCGGUUCAUCGAAUCGGUCAGCGAGUUCACCGACUCCAAAGUCGAUAUUGUGGCUUAUUCAAUGGGAGCCCCUUUGAUCGAUGGAUUGUACUGUAAUUCGUCUUUCAUCAGGGAUAUUAACUCGAGGCAUGGCUACGAGGCAGCCGAGGUGCUCGCUAUCUAUAAUCCCCAAGAUGAAUGGAUUGGGGACUCGUCACCAUGCGGAGUUCCUCCAUACACGUUGGCCGGAGCCGAGAUGCAUUUGUUCUCACGCUCCUUCCACGUGGACGUCCUAUGGAAAUCUGCGAAAGAACAGUUGGCGUUGAUCAGGCGGAAAUACGAAGUUGAUAACCUUCUCGAGGACAUGCAGACUGAAGCAGAGGAGGCGAGAACGCCUCCAAGCCCGAACCACUCGACGUGGUGGGACUACAAUAUCCGGAGAGAUCUUCUCCACUGGUACAACUGGUGGUAC
Mesorhabditis spiculigera is the source of this 480-nucleotide messenger RNA. Lineage: Eukaryota; Metazoa; Nematoda; Chromadorea; Rhabditida; Rhabditidae. The record is from the annotation of a GenBank genome assembly.